AUGGGUUGCGGGACGUCUACUCAGCAGGUGCCAUCCACAGUGGCCAACAACAACUUCACUUUUCCUGAAAGGAAGAAGGAUAAAAAGGAAAAAAAGAAGCCCGUUGACGAGUUUGAAGAGCUCACAGUCCAGCCGCUUCCACCUAAAAGCUCUGGUGACGAGAAGUUCAAGUGUGGUGCACCAUCAUUUGAGGGCGAUGAGAUAACACCCUGCUUUGAUAAUGGCCUUCUGUUCCGCAUUGCGAAGGAUGACGUAUGGGCCUUCUACAACGAUACACGUACCUACGAGAUGCACGUGGGAUUUACCUUUGGUAAUACUUCUCUGGUACGCGCAUUAGGGAACACAAAGGUCACCAAAAUCGAGGAAAGCGGCGGGUUUCUCGCAGAGACGGUCGUGUACCCUGGUGAGACUGUGAUGUAUGUUAAGGGAUCGAUUGCUAGCUACGUGAGCAAAAUUCGGGCACUUCCUAUAUCAGAUGAAUACCUAGAGAAGAAGGCGCGUCAUUAUGGCAAGCGGAUCGAACCUGAACUGACAAAGGUAAGGGAAGUUGCUGAUGGUUGCAGCAAUGAAAACGAAAUUCUUGAAAAGUGUGUGCUUUUGGGCGUUCCUUUUGUCGACCUCCGCUUUCCACCGGAACAGGAAUCUAUCGCAAAGGGAGCCGAGCGCACGAUGCAGACGAUGCCGUGGGCCCGCCAAGACAUGUACCUUCCCGAUGGCUACGCCCCGCUUGUGCGUCUCUUCCGCAACAGGGUUAACCCAAUGAAUGUUGAUAUGGGAGACUUGGGUGACUGUUGGGUAAUGUGUGCCAUCACCACUCUCGCGGAAUAUCCAAGUUUGGUCCGUAACAUGUUUCGUCACCCCUUCAACCCUGAAGAGACAGCAAAAGAGCGUGCAGUUGGGGCUUACCGUGUGACCUUAAAUAAGAGCGGUUGGUGGCGCAACGUCAUAGUUGACGAUUACUUGCCGUCUGUUGCCGGAAGGGCAAAGUACGGUAAGACAGUUGACGAUCCAUGUGAGAUGUGGGUUUCUGUCUUGGAAAAAGCUUAUGCCAAGGUCCAUGGGAGCUACGCGAGCAUUGUUGCUGGUGAUCCGCUACUUGCGCUACAGGAUCUCACAGGUUAUCCAACCGCUCGUUACGAUGAGUCGUUUGAAAGUGAUUCAAAGACGGGAGAUACAGAGCUGCUUGAGCGCCUGGAACGCUAUGAUAGUCAUGGAUUCUAUAUCAUUCUCAGCACACCCGUCAAGAAUCCAGAGGACGAAGAUGCAGAGGGGCGCUACAAGGAUGCAGGUCUAAUAAUGGGCCGUGCGUACACUGUGAGGGCUGUUCGUUACUUUGCUGAGGAGAAGCUUGGUCUUCUGCAGAUUCGCAACCCGUGGUCUCAAGGUGUUGAAUGGAAGGGUGAGUGGAACGAUGAAGAUCCCAAAUGGAAGGAGAACCCAAAGGUUGCUGAAGCGUGCGGCCACGAUACCCCACAGGAAGGUUCCUUCUGGAUAUCGUGGAAGGAUGCUCAACAGUACUUCAACGGCUGUGGUGUUGUCAUGGCCCACCCGAAGAGUUUUGAUUACCGCAUUCGUGGUACUUUUGACCAAGGCAUUCCUCAAGUAUGCGUUCAAUUCACGGUCAAGAAGAAGACGUACAUUGUUUGCACACUUUCUCAGGAGGACCGCCGUGGGACGGAAGCUGCAGCUGAAGAUUACCCACCGAUUAUGCUGAGUCUCUGCUGUGGACGCGGUAAGCUUGACCCGAUGCAGGUGGAGCAGAAUACCAAUCUCGACACUGAUCACCCCACGAACCAGUUCACCUUUAUGCAGAGCCGCGAUAUUGGCAUGGUGUGCACGCUCACGCCGGAGGGCUCUCCAUACCUUCUCGUUCCGCGAAUAAUGUCGACAGAGGAAGCUGUGCCGUACGUUCUCGGCCUGUUCUGCGAUGAGAAGAUUGGCACUGACGUCAAGGCAGAAUUCUGCACGAUUCCGGCAAAUAGCCAGGUGUUCAGCAACUUCCCAUCCUUCUCUGGCAAGGGUAAACCCGUAACAACGAAGUUCCAAGUGCGGUACCCCGACGGCAGCUUCCCGCAGGAGUAUACUAACAGGGAGCUCGUGGAGGCCUCUGCUGCGACGAAGAGAAGUGGAAGUGGCAGAGAUAAAAAGAGAAAGAGUAGCAGCUCCGCUUUUUGA
Molecule: messenger RNA, 2175 nt
Organism: Trypanosoma grayi
Lineage: Eukaryota; Euglenozoa; Kinetoplastea; Trypanosomatida; Trypanosomatidae
Product: calpain cysteine peptidase
Exons: 1
Coding region: 1-2175 (724 amino acids)
Biological process (GO): proteolysis
Molecular function (GO): calcium-dependent cysteine-type endopeptidase activity
Source: RefSeq, a predicted model, not a curated record